Molecule: messenger RNA, 776 nt
Organism: Cajanus cajan (pigeon pea)
Lineage: Eukaryota; Viridiplantae; Streptophyta; Magnoliopsida; Fabales; Fabaceae
Product: cell number regulator 10
Source: RefSeq, a predicted model, not a curated record
AUAAAGUGGAUCGAUGUUUUCAAUACAUAUAUAUUAAUUGUUGACUGUGGACUGGACUGGGUAUUUAUAUGAACAACCAGAGUUGAAUAAGUUGAAGAACCUCAUCCUCUCUUCUUAAACAUUGAAUUUCUUUGUAUCUGAAACAUGGUUGGUGGUCGUUCUUCCUCUCCCAAAUGGUCAGCUGAUUUCUGUAGCUGUGGAGAAGACCCUCUAACAUGUUUGAUAACAUGCUGUCUCCCGUGCAUCACCUUUGGCCAAAUUGCAGAAGUUGUGGAUGAAGGGCGUAGUUCUUGCGUUGGACAAGGGUGUGCGUAUGGGUUACUCAUGUUGGUGACGUGUCACUGGCUGUACUCGUGUCUUUACAGAGGGAAAAUGAGAGAUAAGUUUGGGUUACCAGCUGAACCCUGUUGUGAUUGCUGUGUCAGUUUCUGCUGCGAUCCAUGUGCUUUGUGCCAACAACAUGCUGAGCUCAAAGCAAGAGGUUUCAACCCUUCCAAAGGUUGGAUUGGGCCACCAAAUGCUCCUCCAAGGAUGCCACCCUCCAUGUCUAGAUGAACCAUCUGCCUCAUUUCAGCAUCAAUACUUCUUGUCCAUUGCUUAGGGAACGUUAUUAAAUAUCAUUUAGCAAUUCAGCUGGUCAAUUUCCUAAAACAAGAUUCAAGCUUUUACUUUUCAUACUGUUUCAACUUAUCUCAAAUUUAGUUUGUAAUACACACCAAUGUUAUGCAAAUACUUAAACAAAUUAGUUUCACAUGCAUGCUGAAUAAUAUUGGAUG